GAAUUGGGCCCAGCCCUCCUUCUACGGGCCACUCAUUUGGAAUUUCAAUCAUCCUCUUCGCAUUUCAAGCUCAACUCUAUUUACGGUUUUCAUUUUACCUAUUAGGGUUUCUGCGAAGGGUAAAGCCGGAGAGCAGCAGCCAUGGUUCUCAAGACUGAACUUUGCCGCUUCAGCGGCGCCAAGAUAUACCCUGGUGAGGGUAUCAGAUUUGUUAGAUCAGAUUCUCAGGUUUUCCUGUUUGCUAACUCAAAAUGCAAGAGGUACUUCCACAAUCGAUUGAAGCCUUCAAAGCUUACUUGGACAGCUAUGUACAGAAAGCAACAUAAAAAGGACAUAGCUGCCGAGGCUGUGAAAAAAAGACGCCGUGCCACCAAGAAGCCAUACUCAAGGUCCAUUGUUGGAGCUACCUUGGAAAUUAUCCAGAAAAAGAGAACUGAAAAACCAGAAGUACGAGAUGCAGCACGGGAAGCUGCUCUUCGUGAAAUUAAGGAGCGAAUCAAGAAAACAAAGGAUGAGAAGAAGGCAAAGAAAGCAGAAACGAUGGCCAAGACUCAAAAGACUCAGAGCAAGGGAAGCCUGCCCAAGGGUGCUGCACCAAAGGGCCCCAAAAUUGGAGGUGGUGGUGGAAAGCGCUGAGCAGCCAACUUAGACUAGUAAAAUGGAGCAACUGAACAAGUUGUAUUGGUGAGGAAGUUUUUGUAGUGCUUUCUUGUUCGUCAGUUUUGUUUUGGAUAUCCUUUCCUUUAAUUUUUACAAUUGAACUCAAGAAAGAGCAAGAUUUAAUUUGUAUUAAGGUUUUUAAGCACUGGCCAGAUUCAAUAUUGCUUACAGGCAUUGUUCCGAAUUCCUAAUGAAUGAUGAUCUCAACUUUUAGAAGCA
Messenger RNA from Juglans microcarpa x Juglans regia, 879 nucleotides. Its product is annotated as 60S ribosomal protein L24-like. Bases 142 to 636 code for a protein of 164 amino acids. The transcript is spliced from 5 exons. Gene Ontology annotation, cellular component: cytosolic large ribosomal subunit. The record is from RefSeq and is a predicted model, not a curated record. NCBI's taxonomy places the organism in Eukaryota, Viridiplantae, Streptophyta, Magnoliopsida, Fagales, Juglandaceae. Gene Ontology annotation, molecular function: structural constituent of ribosome; mRNA binding. Gene Ontology annotation, biological process: cytoplasmic translation.